AUGGUGCUAAAACAGCCAGAGGUCCAAACAGAUGAGAACCUCAGCAUUUUGGCAGCAUCACAUCCCUUAACCUCAUUUGUCCCCAGAUGUGAAUUCCAAACUAGCACUGUCCCAAGGGACACAGCAGCCAAGUUCAUUGGGGCUAGGCCUGGGGCUGCCACUGUGAGGGUGGCUGUCUCUGGAGCUGGGAUUAGGACUGUGUUUGGAGGUCCCAUCAUUGGUUAUGCCAGGAACCCCUCCCUGAAGGAGCAGCUCUUCUCCUAUGCCAUCUUGGACUUUGCCCUGUCUGAGGCCAUGGGACUCCUUUGCCUGAUGGUGUCCUUCCUCAUCCUCUUCACCAUGUGA
Trichosurus vulpecula (common brushtail) is the source of this 345-nucleotide messenger RNA. RefSeq names its product ATP synthase F(0) complex subunit C2, mitochondrial-like. Bases 1 to 345 code for a protein of 114 amino acids. The record is from RefSeq and is a predicted model, not a curated record. NCBI's taxonomy places the organism in Eukaryota, Metazoa, Chordata, Mammalia, Diprotodontia, Phalangeridae. Gene Ontology annotation, biological process: proton transmembrane transport; proton motive force-driven ATP synthesis. Gene Ontology annotation, molecular function: proton transmembrane transporter activity. The transcript has a single exon.